Pollicipes pollicipes is the source of this 405-nucleotide messenger RNA. RefSeq lists its product as uncharacterized. The transcript has 2 exons. The record is from RefSeq and is a predicted model, not a curated record. NCBI's taxonomy places the organism in Eukaryota, Metazoa, Arthropoda, Thecostraca, Pollicipedomorpha, Pollicipedidae. The coding region runs from base 1 to 405 and encodes 134 amino acids.
AUGGACCCGCCCAUGUCGAGAACGCGCAUCCCGCCGCCGAGGGAGGCGCCCGGCAACGAGGCCGUCUGGGUGUCCGCCGGUAUCCACCGGUUCCCGAUGGGCAGCGCCUCGGGCGGUGAGGAGAUGAGUAUAAAACAGCGGGCGGCGAACGGCGACAGACACAGCUCAAGUCGCAGCUACCUCCUCAGCACCAACAUGAAGCUCCUGGUUCUCCUGGCCGUGCUCGGCGCCGCUUCGGCCCAGUACCAGCUGUACACUGGUGCGGUGCCGUACACCGGGUACAACGUCCCACUGGCGUACAACGCGUACCACGCGCCCAUCGCCACGUACGCCGCCCACCCCUUCGUGUACCAUAGCCUGCCGUACUCGUUCAAGCCCGUCGAGAAGGAGGAGCCCGCAUGUUGA